Molecule: messenger RNA, 2302 nt
Organism: Synchiropus splendidus (mandarinfish)
Lineage: Eukaryota; Metazoa; Chordata; Actinopteri; Syngnathiformes; Callionymidae
Gene: wls
Product: Wnt ligand secretion mediator
Exons: 12
Coding region: 183-1796 (537 amino acids)
Biological process (GO): Wnt protein secretion; Wnt signaling pathway; intracellular protein transport
Cellular component (GO): organelle membrane; endomembrane system
Molecular function (GO): Wnt-protein binding
Source: RefSeq, a predicted model, not a curated record
AGGACUCCUCGGUCAUGUGAUCCACUUUUUUUUUUCCUCCUUCUUCUUCUUCUUCUUUUCCUCCUUCAAGUUGAGGCAGCGGGGGGAGCGCAGCUCGAGUUGGCGCUGGAUGCCGCAGAAUCGAGUCGUGUUUUCCUGCGUGUUUUCGUCUCGUGUGAUUGUUCCCCACCUUCGCGUCGACAAUGGCGGGAGCCAUCAUCGAGAACAUGAGCACCAAAAAGUUGGUGAUCGUGGGGAUUACUCUGCUUUUGCUCCAGGUGUUCGCCUUCAUGGUCGGCGGGUUGAUUGCUCCCAGCCCCACCACCACUGUCCAACACUUGGCUUCCAAGUGCAUCGACACUGUCAAGCAUCGGCAGGAAUCCAAAUGGUUUGUGCCGAACCAGUGCGACAAAAUAAAGUCCUUUAAUGAGGCGAUUGCGAAGAAGAUUGAAGCCAACAACAUUGUGUUUGCUGUCCACAUCCCUCCGCCUCCCUACGAGAUGAGUCCCUGGUUCCAGUUCAUGCUGGUCAUCCUGCAGUUCGACAUCGCCUUUAAGAUGUACAACCAGAUCGAGGACGGAGUGAUGGUCACGCUGGAUGUGGGCUUGGCCUACAGAGACGACACAGUCAGUGAGUGGACAGAGAUGGCUCACUCUAUAGAGCAGAGGAAGCUCAGCUGCAACUUCACGGCACCCAAGACGCUGGAAAAUGAGGGUCGGUACUACGAAUGUGACACGCUGCCCUUCAUGGAGCUGGGCAGCGUCUCGCACAAGUACUACCUCCUCAACAUCCGCCUGCCUGUCAACGAGCGCAAGAAGAUCAAUGUGGGAAUCGGUGAAAUCAAGGACAUCCAUCUGUUUAGCAUCCACCAGAACGGUGGUUUCACCAAAGUUUGGUUCGGUCUGAAGACCUUCCUCAUGCCGAGCAUCCUCAUCAUCAUGAUCUGGUACUGGAGACGCAUCACUCUCAUGAGCAGGCCGCCCGUGCUGCUGGAGAAGGUCAUCCUGGCUCUGGGCAUCUCCAUGACCUUCAUCAACAUCCCAGUGGAGUGGUUCUCCAUCGGCUUCGACUGGACUUGGAUGCUGCUCUUUGGAGACAUCAGACAAGGAAUCUUCUACUCCAUGUUGCUGUCCUUCUGGAUCAUUUUCUGUGGCGAGCAUCUCAUGGACCAGACGGAGAGGAACCGUUUCUCCGUGUACUGGAAGCAAGUGGGACCCAUUGUUUUUGGAUCUUUCUGUUUGUUUAUCUUCGACAUGUGUGAACGAGGAGUCCAGCUGACCAACCCUUUCUACAGUAUCUGGGCGUCUGAUGUUGGAACUGAACUGGCUAUGGCAUUUAUUAUCGUGGCCGGCAUCUGCGCCUGCCUCUACUUCCUCUUCCUCUGCUUCAUGGUUUUCCAAGUGUUCCGCAACAUCAGCGGGAAGAGAUCCUCCCUCCCUGCCAUGUCCAAGGCCAGGCGGCUGCACUACGAGGGUUUGAUCUUCAGAUUCAAGUUCUUGAUGUUGGUCACUCUGACCUGUGCUGCUAUGACAAUCAUCUUCUUCAUCAUCAGCCAGGUGAACGAAGGUCACUGGCACUGGGGGGAGCACACGGUGCAGGUCAACAGUGCGUUCUUCACCGGCAUCUACGGCAUGUGGAACCUCUACGUGUUUGCCAUCAUGUUCCUGUAUGCGCCCUCACACAAGCGAUAUGGAGACGAGCAGUCAAGCGAAGGUGGAGCCAACAGUGGCGAGGACAUCCAGCUGACCACAACCAUCACCCACGUGGACGGUCCCACUGAGAUCUACAAGAUGACAGGCAAAGAGGCCCAAGAGUAGAUGACGUAUCUCCUACUGCUCCCAGCUCCCCCUCCCUCAUGUAUGUGUAUUAUCCAACGCAAUAUUCUUUUACAUAAACAUUGCAUGGACUGAGAAGUCCCUGAUAGUUCCUAUUGUCCUGAAGACUGAACACUAUAACCCCCUCCAGUCGUCUGUUCCAUUUCAUCUUAGUGUUUUUUUGUAUUUUUUUUUACAUUGCCUGAUCCUUUCCUGGCAUAAAAGGUGAAAACAACUGCACAGACUUUUGAAAGCUGCUUAUGGGUUUGUUGUGUUUAGCAGAGGUUGAUCUUUCCUAAGGCUCACCCUGGAUUUCUGUUGUGUAUCUACACUGUUCUAUAUCCAUAAAGCCUAAAAAUAUAAACAAACUCAUAUUCCACGACACCAUCAUCUGGGAGAAGCUUAACUUUUCAAAUCCAUGUUACACUUUUGAAAAACUGGCCUACUGCUCAUUGUGUGUUUCUUUGGUCAUGUUUUUUUUUUAAUUGUAAUUUAAAUAAAAUAACGUU